AAACCCAUCCAGUUCGCAACAAGCGCAACAUGGAGCAGAUCUACGCGGGCCAAAGUCUCUUCAUCACAGGCGGCACAGGCUUCCUAGCCAAGACCGUGAUCGAGAAGCUGCUGCGAUGCACUCCAGAUAUCGCCAAGAUCUUUGUAUUGAUUCGUCCCCGCAAGGGUGUGGCGCCAGCUGAGCGUCUACAGAAGGAAAUCAUCGAGAGUCGCGUCUUCGAUCGACUACGAGCCGAGCGCCCCAAUGAUUUCGAGGCUUUUGCAAGGGAGAAACUACAAGCAAUUGCAGGAGACAUCACGACGCCCAAUUUGGGUCUCAGCGCAGAAGAUGCACGGCUAUUAAGGGCUUGUGUGCAGAUCUCCAUCCACUCGGCAGCUACCGUGCAGUUCGACGAGCCACUGGAAGUGGCAGUAGAGAUGAACUGUCUGGGAUCUCUCCACGUUGCAAAGUUCGUGCAGAGUUGCUCUGGUGUUCGCUGUCAUUUGCACGUCUCGACGGCCUAUGUGAACAGUAAUCGACGAGAUGCAAGGAUCUCGGAGGAGCUAUAUCCUCUGGAUUUCGAUGCCCACGACGCACUGAAAGCUGUGACAACAGCGUCGCCUAGUGAAUUGGAGCGACUGAGAGUGAAUCUAAUGGGGACAUAUCCUAACACGUACACGCUCACUAAAUCCAUGACGGAACAUUUACUGGUACGAGAGAUCGCGCCCAACUUCCCGUUGAUUAUCUACCGUCCGACAAUCAUCGGUGCGAGUUGGAAGGAGCCCAUGCCUGGCUGGACGGAUCAGAUCGCUGCGGCUGGUGCUAUCUUCUUAGCUGCGGGUAUGGGCGUGUUGACGAUGCUGCCUGGAGACCCAAGGAACGUAGCAGACAUUGUUCCCGUGGACUUGGCUGUCAACAGCAUUCUUCUCUCCAUCUGCGCAAAGAUCCACGAGCAUGAGAGCUCGCGUGUUUCUCCUGAACCUCCUUGUCCGCUGGUUAAGGGUGUUGCGAUGAACAAACCUAUGGUGGUGCAUUGCGGGACGUCAGACCCAAGACAGAAUCCUCUACGUUGGCGUGUACCAUGUGUACUGGUACCUGAGUAUUUCCGCAAGAACCCACCAGCACGUGGACUCUUCCCAGCCAAAUUUAACAUGAUCCCGACACACCAAAGCUUCCAGAUCCAGUGGUUCCUCACGUACGCACUGCCGUCGUCUGUAUACUCUACUGUCGCCAAUAAGAGCGGACAUCCGGGGCACAUUAAAAACGCAGCAAAGCUGUGGCAGCUCACAUGGCGCGCACGGAAUCUCGUGGAGCUGUUCAAGCCUUUUACCGAGAACCAGUGGAUCUUUGUUGCAGACGCUGCAGAGAAGACACUCAGACCGUACGCUACCAAAGACUUUUGGAUCGAUUCCCACGAGAUCGCGUGGGAGCGCUACGUGGUGAACUACUGCGUCGGACUGAAGAAAUAUAUGCUGCAUGAGGACGUGAUCGACGUGGAUAUUGAAGGCGUCAACCAGACGCAGCUGGCUCUGAGUACGGGGCGUAUUCUGGAAUGGGAUCCGGACCACCACGCGAUCUCGUUCCCUGGACUUCUCUCCGAUGUGGCGUGGGCAUACACGUCCAGUCGUAAGCCUGGAUACACCAAAUCUGGUCUUCUGGGUCGAGUCAUGGGUAUCACCGGGUGGAAAGAAGGCAUGAACCACGAAGCUUCACACGUCCCAAGGCCUCAUGUUGAGUCUGUCGGUGGUCUUCGCAAUAGUGUUCUCGAGUCAGACGUCGUCCGUGCAGCUAUUGAAGAGCGCGCUGUGGCUCAUGGCAUGGAUAUUGAAGACGUUGAGCGUCAAGCUGCCAGUAUACUGAGCACCAUGGCAGCACAGCUGGACUACAAGGCCGUACGGAAGUUUGGAUGGCUACUGCGAAAGGUUUGCCGGAACAUGUACGACCAGAUCCACGUAGACGAAACGGGACUCACUCGUAUCCGUGAUCUGCUGGCUGAGCGACGUGGGAGUGUCGUCCUUGUACCCACUCAUCGGUCCUAUGUUGACUUCCUGCUCAUGAGCUACGUGUUUUUCGCCUACAACAUCCCCGUUCCAUACGUUGCAGCCGGUGAAGACUUCCUGCACAUGGGUAGUCUCACUAAACUUCUUCGGGAGUCUGGCGCCUACUUCAUUCGCCGAUCUUUCUCGGACGACCCGCUCUACUCUGCUGUCUUCCGUGCUUACACUCAGUAUCUUGUGUCAAGAGGACACACGAUCGAGUUCUUUAUCGAGGGCUCACGCAGUCGGAGCGGCAAGCAGCUUCAUCCCAAGUUUGGCAUCCUCAAUACCGUCGUCGACUGUUAUCUGUCGGAGAGAGUCAAGAACCUCUACAUCGUGCCCGUGACUAUCGACUACGAGAAGCCGUUAGAAGUGCUUUUACACCAGAAUGAGCUCCUCGGAGAGGGAAAGAUUCGGGAGUCGAUCAGUGCAUUAUUCAAGUCCAUGCCUGUUGUGCGCAAGAAAUUCGGCUCCAUAUCAGUGAAAUUCGGUGUUCCUUUGGACGUCAAGCAGCACGUGGACGCAACACUUGCACGCGCUGAAGAGCAGGAAAUGUUCGUGUCCACGUCCGCCAUCGUCGAGGAUCUGGGUUAUGCCAUUACGGACGCGUUGAUUGACAACGCUACGUGUGCUAUGUCACACGUUGUGGCUGCUAUUCUACUGGUGUACCGUCAAGGAAUCUCCAAGCAAGAACUGGUGCGCCAAGCGAACUGGUUGAGACUGGAGAUCCUACGUCGUGGUGGUCGAGUCGUGGGGACUCAAGGUCGCUCUCCUACCGUCGUCGUAGACCGCGCGCUGGAACUGCUACACGAACUCGUCACCAUGCGACGUAAGGACCUCGUCGAACCUGCCAUCACCAGUCGUGAGCAAUACCCCAACAUGAUCGGUCUGGGUUAUUACCGUAACAAGCUGCUGCACUGGUUCAACCGCGAAGGUGUGCUGGCUUGUGCGUACCAAGCUCUAGACGCCUUCAACUUGCCCUCCGGAAGCUCGCAAUCAGUAUCCAGUAACUCGGAGGCUGGUGUGGAUCGUAAGGAGCUACUCGACGGCGCGUUGUUCCUGUACGAGAUGCUCACGAUGGAGUUCGUUCGCAAGGAUGACCGAGAGGCUGAUCGUGCGCAUCUCAUCCAGUCGCUGGCAGAGCUCGAGACUCGCAACGUUCUCGUCCCUGUGGCUUCUACAUCAUCACGUUUGGAAGCCGCUGACGGUGCGAUGUUGUCGCUGUUGAGUACACUCAUGUGGCCAUUCAUCGACAGCUACUGGGUCGCAGUCACGAGUCUAUUCGCUUUGCGUCCACACGGAGAAGUCAGCACUGAAGACCUACUUAAGCGUCUGCAAUGGCUCGCAGAGACCAUGUAUCACGAGAAACUCAUCAGUUUCUACGAGUCUUGUUCACGUGAGACGCUGCAGAACGCGUUGGCAUUGCUGGAGCGAUGGGGAGUCCUCUGUAGUCGCCGUCUUCCAAGCAAAGACAAGGGCAAUCGCACUGUGAACAAGCCAGCAGUGCAGCUACUGAGCUUAACGUCUCACUACGCGAAGGAUGGGGAGCUGGAACAACUCGCUCUACGUGUCUCCAAGUUUCGUAAACUACCGCCAGGCGUUCAACCAGCCACAACCAGCGAGACGGAGGUAUUGGCACGCCUACCUGCACUCUCUCGCAUGUAGAUAAAGAAGAAUUGACAAGGUUAUAAAGACUAGGCUGGCAUUCUGAUCAUAUCAAACUCAUGAGGCCUGCUUCGUGACGAUAACUACCGUCCUUUUGCCGUGUAAGACGCUUACAGGUUGCCACGGAUGCGCUCCGACACGUCGCCGAUGCUGUGGUGGGCAGCAGACCAGGCGCAGUGGAACAGACCCUCACGGUCCGUGCGCUCGUACGUGUGGCCGCCGAAGAAGUCGCGCUGAGCCUGGGUCAGGUUGGCCGGCAGACGCUCGCGACGGAACGUGUCGUAGUAGUUGAGCGAGCCCGAGAACGAGGGCGCGGGGAUGCCGCUAGCCACAGCCAGAGACACUACGCGACGCCACGAGUACU
Molecule: messenger RNA, 4044 nt
Organism: Phytophthora nicotianae INRA-310
Lineage: Eukaryota; Oomycota; Peronosporomycetes; Peronosporales; Peronosporaceae
Exons: 6
Coding region: 30-3680 (1216 amino acids)
Cellular component (GO): mitochondrial membrane
Source: RefSeq, a predicted model, not a curated record